Messenger RNA from Lingula anatina, 2924 nucleotides. RefSeq lists its product as uncharacterized. NCBI's taxonomy places the organism in Eukaryota, Metazoa, Brachiopoda, Lingulata, Lingulida, Lingulidae. The record is from RefSeq and is a predicted model, not a curated record.
UGUUUCUGGAUUAUCAUCUCACUGAGGACAGCAAAAUUCAUCUGAUCACCUUAGAGAACUACAACAUGGCAGCUUCAGCACAGAUGAGGAUAAGUUGAGCAGCAUGCAUUGUAAACCAAGGGUAUUGACCUUCAGAAGAAUGGCUCUAUGGUUUCUCGCGACCAUUAGCGUUGUGACAGCUUCUACAACAAAGACGGAGCAGUGCAUAAAUUAUGGUGUUGAGUUCAUGCCGUUCUCUGAUGUAUUAUUUAAUGUAGGCAAUUGGUCUCAUUCCUUUGAGUUAAAAUUAAAUUGAUGUAAUACCAACAAGGUUGACGCUUUGUCCAGAUGGACAGAUUGGUGACAAUAAGAUAAUUAAUCCACUUUGUAAAAUAUGCAUGGAUAGAUGAUGCAAUACGCACUUUAUCGACAUUAAAGAAUCAAACAAUACGUGACUUAAGAUUCACCCUCAAGACAAUAUUAUAUAUGAUGCCACGAAUUAAGUUGCGAAGUAUUAAAUCGAAAACCAGAAGUAAAAGAUCAUUGUUACCAACAGGGAAUUUAUUUAAAAUGCUGUUUGGAGUUUCUAGUGAGUCAGAUGUUAUGAAUUUAAGAAAUUAUGUUGACAGUUUAAAGAAGGAGACAGUUAAUCUGUUUACUAAGCAAGAGCAUCAAAUGUCCUUGUUUAUCACCACAGUAGACAGUAGAAUAUAUGGAAAACAUGAAAUCUGCCAUUGCAGAAAACCAUCAAAUUGCAAAGAAAUUAAGUUUUGAUUUGAACAUUUAUGCUAAAAAUAGUGAAUUAGCAGUGGUUAUGUCAAGAUUAUUUGCACAUAAGGAGAUGGCGAAUUUUCAAUUAUUAUUUUAAUUUCAAAAUUUAUUAAUAGCAUGCAUUCAGCUGACAAAAGGACAAUAGUCAUCAUUUUAGUUCCACCAGAAGAAUUAGGUAGGGUGCUUACCAGAAUUAAAGACAAGUUACGUAAGAUGCCAAUCCCAAUGAAGCUUAUUCACUCUAAUCCGAGAUCUUAUUUCCAUCAUGCUCAAUUCACAUACGGUUUGUACAAACGUUCAUUGUAUAUAACUCUUCAAAUCCCCGUAGCAUCUAAUCCACAUGUUUUGAAAGUGUAUGAAGUAAUUACAUAUCCAGUUCCGCUUAAUCAAUCCACAAAUCACGCAUCUCAAAUCCUCUACCUUCCCAAAUAUUUUGCAAUUACAAAAGAUAGGCAACAUUAUGCUAUUCCUGCGUAAUUUACUUGGAGACAUUGCAAAGGUAGCCAUUUUAAACUUUGCGUUAUAAUAUCCCACUAAUGUCUGCAACUCAGCCAGACUGUACUCUUACACUGUUUUUUAGAGAUUUCAGAUGAAAUUCAUCUGCUUUGCAAUUUUCGAUUCAUUCACAAUGCAAUCAAAACACAGAUAAGAGAUGUUUUGAUGAGUCAGUUACUUUUAGUUAACAUAACUGACAUUACCCUGAAAUGCCCUAAAACGUCAACCUCUUUAAGUGGCUGUCAUUAUUGUGUCAUUCAAAUUCCUUGCUUUUGCAGUUUGAACUUAGACGGUUUUUAUCUCCCAACCCGAGUGGCAAGUUGUCAAAACAACACUGAGAUAACAAAGCUACAUCCUAUUAAUUUAGGUUUGUUGCAAUACUUUUAUUCACCAAUGCAAGUUGCCAAAAUCGGAAGCAACAAUUUAUUUAGUGAACUUUUAGGUUCGAAAUUGAAUGUUCUUCAGUUAUUUCAACAUAAUUUUUCCCAUUUCCUUGCAAAAGAUUCAGUUGAUCAUUUGAGCUUACAAAAAAUGGCUCAAGCAGCAAAAAGUCAGGAGCAAAUCUAUUCUAUGGCAGAUGCUAUUCUAGCAGACGAAAUAUUUCAUUCGGAUGAUUCUUCUCAAAUACUGGUUUGGAUUUCAAUAGGGUUGUCAGGCUUAUUGCUCGUGAUAAUAAUUGGCCUAGGUAUCAGGGUCAGGCAAUUGGCAUUAAUAGUGGCUUUGCUGAAAAAAGCACGUGGAAAUGAUAUAGUUCCUACUAUGCCGUAUUGGUUAUUAGAUAGCACAACAAAAACAAAUGAUAAGCUGAAGGAACUGGUUAUCAUGGAUUCAAUGAAAUUUCCUAUUUUAAUAAUGCAAAUUGUAAUUACCAUUAUCUUUUUGAUUUUCCUUGUGGAACAAAUCAAGAGAAAUUUUUUUAAAUCUAAGAGAAAUACUCUGGCUUUAGAGAUUUCCAACAAUGAACAAUGUAUAUCAUUGCCUAUCAGAAAGCUGUCACUAUGUCCAAAGUACUGGGUUUUUCAAAGUCACCAAUCAUACUUUGAUAUUUUAAAGGUUGAAGGUACCUACAGUCCACACCUAACAAUAGAUUGGCAUUGUCUGCAAAUUACAAACAUUAUAACUAAUGAAAUCGUUAUUUUGGAACGAGCUAUCCCAUUGUCCAUGUUCACAGCUUUUAAACUCAAAAAAUUACUCAAGAGUGUAUAAUAUGCAUUUUUGCGCAUUAAACAAGCUAAUGCACUUGUCUAUAUUCAGUUUGAACCAUUUGAUCACAAUGCAGAUUAAUUUUGUAUCCAAGUUGAAUUUGACUUGACUUGCUACAUGUCUAUAAUUAACAAAAUGCAUUGAUCUUUGCGAGGGGACUUUUGGUGUAAGAGGGUGUGUGUACUAUCACAGCAUUUUAAUGACUCUAUGAUUGAGUUUUUCUCAUUAUUACUUCAAUGAUUUAAGAAACUGAUCUAUGCACAUGUAUUAUUAUUAUUGAGAGUGUGCCAGACACACAGAACUAACAGGUUACCUAAGUCCUGAUUUUUUUUGUAAUCAUUAUGUACUAUUUUAUGAAUUAUGAUAACAUGAUUAUUUAUCUCUUACAUAUGACUUAUUAAUAAUCAUUAUAUUUUGUGUUAAUCAUGAUCAUUAUUAUUAGCAUGAUGUAUUUUACUUACUUUACAAUGUUAUGA